GAAACCCGCGGUAAGCGCGGCGGCGCGGAGGAUGCUGGGACGCGUGGGGCUUGGGGCGCCGUGGGGAGACGUGUUCUUGGCGUCGCCAGCGCCCUGCGAAGACGCGAGGCGCGAAUCCCGCCGCGGGACAGGAAGCGCGGCCAGCGCGGAGGGGCGCAGUCGGCGUCGCCGCGGUCUGGGACGUCCCUCUCGGGUCCUGCGGGACCUCGCGCAGUGAGGCAGUUUGUCCGCGUUCGGCCACCGUCGCCUCGGCGUGCGCUGCGUCGGUCCGCCCGCUUCCGCCAUCCCCGCCCCCGUGUGGGCCACCGAGUCCCAGGGCCCCGAGCGUGUGCCUGGGGGCGCGGGCGGCGUUGCCGGCACGAUGGCCUCGCCCUUCAGCCCGGGGCUCCCCCCGCGGCCGGAGGAGGAUUGGGAUUCUGCUUUGUUUGCUGAACUUGGCUAUUUCACAGACACCGAGGACCUGCACUUGGGCGCAGAAAAUGAAGCUCCGGAAAACAGUUUUGAUAACCUUGAUUUUGAUUUGGAUUUGAUGGCGUGGGAGACAGGCAUUUGGGACAUCAACAACCAGUUCUGCACAGUUAAAGAUAUUAAGGCAGAACCUCAGCCCCUUUCUCCGGCCUCCUCCAGUGGCUCAGUGUCAUCUCCGCAGUCAGUGGACUCCUGGUCUUCAACUCAGCAUGUUCCCGAGGAGCUGGAUUUGUCUUCCGCCUCCCAGAUGUCUCCCCUCUCCCUCUAUGGAGAAAGUGCCAAUCGUCCUUGCUCAGCUGAGCCACCGAAAGAAGACAAGCCCCUCCCGGGUCCCAGAAGCAAAUCCGAAAAUGGACUGACUCCAAAGAAAAAACUUCAGAUGAAUUCCAAACCUUCAAUUCAGCCCAAGCCCUUAUUGCUCCCAGCAGCACCCAAGACUCAAACAAACCCCUGCGUUCCUGCGAAAGCCAUUGUUAUUCAGGCGCUGCCCACGCUGGUGCCAGUGGCCAAGCAGCCGGUUAUCAGGAUACACCCCGCACCCCCUGAAGGUCAGACCGUGGUGCUGUCUCAACCUGCCCUGGUACAGCUGCAGGCGUCCGGGGUCCUGCCCUCUCCGCAGCCUGUCCUGGCGGUCAGUGGGGGAGCCACACCGCUCCCUAAUCACGUGGUCAGUGUGGUACCAACCCCUGUGGCCAGUAGCCCAAUAAAUGGAAAACUUUCUGUGGCUAAACCUGCCCUGCAGAGUACUGUGAGAAGUGUGGGUUCAGAUAUGGCUGUGCUGAGGAGACAGCAGCGGAUGAUAAAGAACCGGGAGUCGGCCUGCCAGUCCCGCAAGAAGAAGAAGGAGUACCUGCUGGGGCUGGAGGCGCGGCUGCGGGCGGCCCUGUCGGAGAACGAGAGGCUGCGGAAGGAGAACGGCUCGCUGAAGCGGCAGCUGGACCACGUGGUGUCAGAGAACCAAAGGCUUAAAGUCCCCAGUCCGAAGCGGAGAGCCAUCUGUGUGGUGGUGCUGUUGGCGUUUGUCUUCCUGAACUACGGACCCAUCAGCAUGUUGGAACAGGAUUCCAGGAGAACAAAUCCUAGUGUGAACCCUGCAAAUCAAAGGAGGCACCUUCUUGGAUUUUCCGCUAAGGAGGCGCAAGACCCGCCUGACAGCGUCAUCCGGAAAGACAGCCACAGCUACGACCAUUCUGUCUCCAACGACAAAGCCCUGAUGGUGCUGAGUGAGGAGCCAGUGCUGUACCUCCCGCCCCCUCCGUGCCAGCCGCUCAUCAACACCACAGAAUCCCUCAGGUUAAACCAUGAACUUCGAGGGUGGGUUCACAGACACGAGGUGGAGAGGACCAAGUCGAGAAGAAUGAUGAACACUCAGCAGAAAACACGCGUUCUUCAGGGCGCUCUGGGACAGGGCUCCGGCUCUCAGCUCGUAGCUGUCCAGUACACAGAGACCACCAGCAUCAGCAGGCCCUCGGGGAGGGAGCUCCAGGUGUACUACGCGUCCCCCCGAAGCUACCAAGACUUCUUUGAUGCCAUCCACAGACGGGGAGACACGUUUUAUGUCGUGUCAUUUCGAAGGGACCACCUGCUGCUACCAGCGACCACCCAUAACAAGACCACCAGACCAAAGAUGUCCAUUGUAUUGCCAGCAAUAAACAUCAACGAGAACGUGAUCAACGGGCAGGACUACGAGGUGAUGAUGCAGAUCGACUGCCAGGUGAUGGACACCAGGGUCCUCCACAUCAAAAGCUCCUCGGUGCCGCCUCCACUCCGCGCCCAGCAGCAGAACCAGACCAGCUCCUUCAGCUCCCCGCCCGCGGCCGCCGAGGCCGCCCGCGUGCUCAGCACCCUCCCGGGCUCCCUGCAGUAGCACCCGCUGCCUGGGAGCCGUGGGAGCCGAGGGACCCCGAGCUGCAGCAGGUGCUCCUCCGCCCGCCAGGUGGCUCCGAGAGCUCCUCGUGGUGGAGUCUGGGGACAGAGAGAAAAGGACCUGCUCCGUCUCCACUGCCCUCUCCUGGGCGAGCCCCCUGUCCCCUCCCGUGUGGCCUCAAGUAG
Myotis daubentonii (Daubenton's bat) is the source of this 2520-nucleotide messenger RNA. RefSeq names its product activating transcription factor 6 (gene ATF6). Gene Ontology annotation, molecular function: RNA polymerase II cis-regulatory region sequence-specific DNA binding; DNA-binding transcription factor activity, RNA polymerase II-specific. Gene Ontology annotation, cellular component: nucleus. The record is from RefSeq and is a predicted model, not a curated record. Lineage: Eukaryota; Metazoa; Chordata; Mammalia; Chiroptera; Vespertilionidae. Gene Ontology annotation, biological process: endoplasmic reticulum unfolded protein response; regulation of transcription by RNA polymerase II.